AUGACUGCCCGUCCUCCUCCUGCCCUCUUCCCCACGGACAACUUUACCGACAGUCGUCCUCUUCUCGUAGGCCCCGACGAACCCCAGUCUCCGUUUCCUAUCCUGCUCAGUGGCUCAGUACAGCGUGGCUUUGGACGUGGAGGCAAGGAUCUCAACUGUCCUACCGCAAACCUCCCUGAUGAAGCGAUAGAGGCGAUCAGUUCAGUGGCCCGGCCGGGCGUGUACUAUGGCUACGCGCAGGUCCCAGAUGCCCCGUCAAACGAGGUCUGGCCAAUGGUAAUGAGUCUCGGCUGGAACCCAUUCUACAAGAAUGAGCGUCUUACUGCCGAGAUCCACGUCAUGCACGAGUAUACUACCGACUUUUACGGCAUGCAGCUUAGAGCCGUCGUCCUUGGUUAUAUACGCCCCGAAUUGGAUUUUACUACCAUGGAGGCAUUGAUAGAGACUAUAGAGACUGAUAAGCGAGUAGCGUUAAACUCGUUGGAUCGGGAAGCAUACAAGACUUUUGCAACCCAUCCUCACUUUGUGUUAAAGGAAUAGAAUUUAUAUAUAACCCUCGAAAUUGAUGCAUCACUUACUCCACACAGAAGGAAACGUUCAAAUCAGG
Molecule: messenger RNA, 607 nt
Organism: Guyanagaster necrorhizus
Lineage: Eukaryota; Fungi; Basidiomycota; Agaricomycetes; Agaricales; Physalacriaceae
Product: riboflavin kinase
Exons: 4
Coding region: 1-540 (179 amino acids)
Biological process (GO): riboflavin biosynthetic process; FMN biosynthetic process
Cellular component (GO): mitochondrion
Molecular function (GO): riboflavin kinase activity
Source: RefSeq, a predicted model, not a curated record